AUGUCUAAGAAAGGCCGGAGCAAGGGCGAGAAGCCUGAGGUGGAGAUGGACGCGGUGCAGAUGGCCAACGAGGAGCUGCGGGCCAAGUUGACCAGCAUUCAGAUCGAGUUCCAGCAGGAAAAGAGCAAGGUGGGCAAGCUGCGCGAACGGCUGCAGGAGGCCAAGCUGGAGCGCGAGCAGGAGCAGCGGCGACACACGGCCUACAUCUCGGAGCUCAGGGCCAAGCUGCACGAGGAGAAGACCAAGGAGCUGCAGGCGCUGCGUGAGGUGCUCAUCCGCCAGCACGAGCAGGAGGCAGCGCGCACGGCCAAGAUCAAGGAGAGCGAGCUGCAGCGGCUGCAGGCCACGCUGAACGUGCUGCGCGACGGUGCGGCCGACAAGGUCAAGACGGCGCUGCUGGCCGAGGCGCGCGAAGAGGCGCGCAGGGCCUUCGACGGCGAGCGCCUGCGGCUGCAGCAGGAGAUCCUGGAGCUCAAGGCGGCACGCAAGCAGGCGGAGGAGGCGCUCAGCAACUGCAUGCAGGCCGACAAGGCCAAGGCGGCCGACCUGCGCGCUGCCUACCAGGCGCACCAGGACGAGGUGCACCGCAUCAAGCGCGAGUGCGAGCGCGACAUCCGCCGGCUGAUGGAUGAGAUCAAGGGAAAAGAUCGUGUGAUUCUGGCCUUGGAGAAGGAACUCGGCGUGCAGACUGGGCAGACCCAGAAGCUGCUUCUUCAGAAAGAGGCUUUGGAUGAGCAGUUGGUUCAGGUCAGAGAGGCUGAGCGGUACCACGGUAGUCCAAAGAGAGAGCUCCCACCUGGCAUAGGGGACAUGGCCGAGCUCAUGGGUGUCCAGGAUCAGCAUAUGGACGAGCGAGAUGUGCGGCGAUUUCAGCUAAAAAUUGCUGAACUGAAUUCGGUGAUACGGAAGCUGGAAGACAGAAAUACCCUCUUGGCAGACGAGAGGAAUGAACUGCUGAAACGCUCCCGUGAGACCGAGGUCCAGCUGAAGCCCCUGGUGGAGAAGAACAAACGAAUGAACAAGAAGAAUGAGGACUUGCUGCAGAGCAUCCAGAGGAUGGAGGAGAAGAUAAAGAAUCUCACGCGGGAAAAUGUGGAGAUGAAAGAGAAGCUGUCCGCACAGGCGUCCCUGAAGAGGCACACAUCCUUGAAUGACCUCAGUUUGACAAGGGACGAGCAGGAAAUCGAGUUCCUGCGGCUGCAGGUGCUGGAGCAGCAGCAUGUCAUCGACGAUCUCUCGCUGGAGAGAGAACGGCUCUUGCGCUCCAGAAGACAUCGUGGGAAGGGCCUGAAGCCACCCAAGAAGCACGUUGUGGAGACAUUUUUUGGAUUUGACGAGGAGUCUGUGGACUCGGAAACAUUGUCAGAGACGUCCUGCAACACAGACAGGACAGACAGGGCUCCGGCCACGCCCGAGGAGGACCUGGACGACACUACAACCCGAGAAGAGGCUGACCUGAGGUUCUGCCAGCUGACCAGGGAGUACCAGGCCCUGCAGCGAGCCUACGCCCUGCUUCAGGAGCAGGUCGGGGGGACGCUGGACGCCGAGCGAGAGGCCCGGACUCGGGAACAGCUCCAAGCUGAUCUGCUGAGGUGUCAGGCCAAAAUCGAAGAUCUGGAGAAGUUACUGGUUGAGAAGGGACAGGAUUCCAAAUGGGUUGAAGAGAAGCAGCUGCUCAUCAGAACAAACCAAGACUUGCUGGAAAAGAUUUACAGGCUGGAAAUGGAAGAGAACCAGCUGAAGAAUGAAAUGCAAGACGCAAAGGAUCAGAAUGAGCUGUUAGAAUUCAGAGUGCUAGAACUCGAAGAGAGAGAGCGGAGGUCGCCAGCAUUUAACCUCCAAAUCAGCACCUUCCCCGAGAACAACAGCAGCGCCCUCCAGCUGUUCUGUCACCAGGAAGGAGUUAAGGAUGUGAAUAUUUCUGAACUUAUGAAGAAAUUAGAUAUCCUUGGCGAUAAUGGGAAUUUGAGAAAUGAAGAACAGGUUGCAAUAAUCCAGGCUGGAACUGUGCUUGCCCUGUGUGAAAAGUGGCUGAAGCAAAUAGAGGGAACGGAGGCGGCCCUGACCCAGAAGAUGCUAGACUUGGAGAAAGAGAAGGACCUAUUCAGCAGGCAGAAGGGCUACCUGGAGGAGGAGCUAGACUACAGGAAGCAAGCCCUCGACCAGGCUUACCUGAAAAUCCAGGAGCUGGAGGCCACGCUGUACGACGCGCUGCAGCAGGAGCCGGGGCGGCGGGCCAGCGAGGCGCUGAGCGAGGGCCAGCGGGAGGACCUGCAGGCCGCCGUGGAGAAGCUGCGCAGGCAGAUCCUGCGGCAGAGCCGGGAGUUUGACAGCCAGAUCCUGCGGGAACGCAUGGAGCUACUGCAGCAGGCCCAGCAGAGAAUCCGAGAAUUGGAGGAUAAACUGGAGGUCCAGAAGCGACAUCUGAAAGAGCUGGAGGAAAAGUUUUUGUUCCUUUUUUUGUUUUUCUCACUAGCAUUCAUUCUGUGGCCUUGA
Messenger RNA from Mesoplodon densirostris (Blainville's beaked whale), 2496 nucleotides. It is a transcript of the gene JAKMIP1, whose product is annotated as janus kinase and microtubule interacting protein 1. The record is from RefSeq and is a predicted model, not a curated record. Gene Ontology annotation, molecular function: microtubule binding; GABA receptor binding; kinase binding. Bases 1 to 2496 code for a protein of 831 amino acids. NCBI's taxonomy places the organism in Eukaryota, Metazoa, Chordata, Mammalia, Artiodactyla, Ziphiidae. The transcript is spliced from 20 exons.